Rhincodon typus (whale shark) is the source of this 1331-nucleotide messenger RNA. RefSeq names its product polyadenylate-binding protein 4-like. Gene Ontology annotation, cellular component: ribonucleoprotein complex. Lineage: Eukaryota; Metazoa; Chordata; Chondrichthyes; Orectolobiformes; Rhincodontidae. The record is from RefSeq and is a predicted model, not a curated record. Gene Ontology annotation, molecular function: RNA binding. The transcript is spliced from 5 exons. Bases 549 to 1316 code for a protein of 255 amino acids.
CUCCAUUACUCUCUCUCCGUCUCCUAGCCACAUGUGUGAGUGUGGAAAAGCUCCUGCAGUAGCACACACUCAUACGUGAAAAAAAAAUCUAAAAAAAUAAAAAAAAUCUUAUAAACAGAAAAAAAACAAAAAUAAAAAUCGGUGGAACUAAGUUUUGAAGUGGGCGAAAAUCCAGUUAUCUUUUAUAAUUUAAAAAAAAGGAAAAAUAAAGCCAACCAGGUCUCAGCCACGCUCUGGGAUUUAUCGCCUGGAAUCGGGUGCGGACAAACCUUGCGAAGUUUCUGGAAGCUGAAGUAUUUGAAGCGGUUUUUUAAAACAAAAGAAAAGAAUUAUAAGAGCCGGGAAUCUGUUAACUCAAUAGGCCACAGGCUUCAGGAGAGAAGGAAGAGAAUCAGAUUUAACCGGUUCGAGCAUUUCUGGAAAGUUCUUUGCCCGACGGUUUCUCGCCCACUCCCCUUUUUUUAAAAAAUCCUCGCGCUCGCUGUCUCCCGUUUCGUUAAGUUGGGGGGGGAAAGUUGAUCGUUUGAUUUGUGUCGGACUGUCUGAGGAUGAAUCAGACCGGUGCCAGCUACCCGAUGGCCUCGCUUUAUGUCGGCGACCUGCACCCAGAUGUGACCGAGGCGAUGCUGUAUGAGAAAUUUAGUCCGGCCGGGCCUGUGCUCUCCAUCAGGGUUUGUAGGGACAUGAUCACCAGGAGGUCACUCGGAUACGCCUAUGUCAACUUCCAGCAGCCCGCAGACGCUGAACGUGCCUUGGACACCAUGAACUUUGAUGUCAUCAAGGGGAAACCAAUUCGAAUCAUGUGGUCUCAGCGCGACCCAUCACUGAGGAAAUCGGGUGUAGGUAAUGUGUUCAUCAAGAAUCUAGACAAAUCCAUUGACAACAAGGCUUUGUACGACACCUUCUCUGCAUUUGGGAACAUCUUGUCUUGUAAGGUGGUAUGUGACGAGAAUGGCUCCAAAGGGUAUGCAUUUGUUCACUUUGAGACUCAGGAUGCUGCAGAUAGAGCUAUUGAAAAAAUGAAUGGCAUGUUGCUGAAUGACCGAAAAGUAUUUGUCGGUCGUUUUAAGUCUCGUAAAGAGAGAGAGGCUGAACUUGGUGCAAAGGCAAAAGAGUUUACCAAUGUUUACAUAAAGAACUUUGGUGAUGAUAUGGAUGAUGAACGACUCAAAGAAAUGUUUGAUAAAUUUGGCAAAACCCUCAGUGUCAAAGUAAUGACAGACCCAAACGGAAAGUGCAAAGGCUUUGGCUUUGUUAGCUAUGAAAAACAUGAGGAUGCUUCUAAGGUCUGUAUGUUUGUUCACAGGAGCUGGUAACAUUUUGGUCCAGUA